Messenger RNA from Microplitis mediator, 1635 nucleotides. RefSeq lists its product as uncharacterized. The coding region runs from base 1 to 1635 and encodes 544 amino acids. The transcript is spliced from 4 exons. NCBI's taxonomy places the organism in Eukaryota, Metazoa, Arthropoda, Insecta, Hymenoptera, Braconidae. The record is from RefSeq and is a predicted model, not a curated record.
AUGCCUAGUGGACUUGAUCACCAAGUUAAGUACUCAUCCAAUUCCUUGGUAAAUUCACUCAAACUUAAAUGCACUCACUCAUCUAUCCAGAUUAUUGGUAUUGGUGUUGCCAAUGCUGGUAGAACUAAAGGUCAAGUCGCACUCAAGCUUUCAUUUAGGCAUUCAAACGACUCAGUCAUCAUCAGUGCUCAUAUACUAGGUGGUCUUACUACUCAACUACCAUCUGUUGCACUCAACACACUCAACUGGGACCAAUACAAACAACUACAAUUGGCAGAUCCAGCGUUCAUGAGACCAGGACCAAUUGAUAUCAUCAUUGGUGCCGAUCAUUAUGGUCUUAUCACUAAAGAUGCACUCAUUAAACGGUCUGAAGGCCUGCCAAUCGCUCAAGAUACCAUCUUCGGGUGGAUACUACUUGGUCCAGUCACUCACCACACUCAUCGACCAUCUAUUACUUAUCAUGCUGCUGUCGAGCAGUCAACUCAACAACUUCAAGACCUGCUAUCACGCUUCUGGACUCAAGAAGAAAUUUCAGUCAGCAAAAUCAAGGAACUCAACCCAGAUGAGGAGGCGUGUGAGGCGCAUUUUCAACAAACUCAUCGACGAGACAGUUUAGGACGAUACAUAGUCCGACUGCCAAUCAAAUCGUCACCCCAACAGCUGGGAAAUUCGUACUCAGCAGCAUACCGCUGUCUUAUUCAUCUCAAACGUCGUUUAGAUCAUGACCAUCGUUUGAAAGCACUCUACCUUGAUUUUCUGAAGGAAUACAAAGAACUCAACCACAUGGUGGAAUCAACUCAAUCAACAACAAGUGAACCAGACUACUAUCUCCCUCAUCAUGGAGUCUUACGGAAAAGCAGCAUCACAACCAAGCUGCGAGUAGUUUUCAACGGUUCCAAAACCACCAGCUCAGGUCUUUCACUCAACGAUGUGCUUCACACCGGUCCAAAACUGCAACUAGACAUCUUCGACGUACUCAUAGGAGUUCGCACUCAUAAGCUCAUCUUCAUAACAGAUAUCACGAAGAUGUUUAGACAGAUUUUGGUCGACGAACGCGAUCAAUCACUUCAACAAAUACUCUGGUUUAACCAACAAGGCCAAAUAACUCCAUAUAAACUCACCACGGUCACCUACGGGACCAGACCAGCUCCAUAUUUGGCCGUUCGUGCUCUACUUCAAUUGGUUGAAGACGAAGGACAUCGAUUUCCUCUUGCGAUCAUUCCACUCACCCACGGAAGAUAUGUUGACGAUAUCUUUGGUGGUGCCGAUGACUUGAACUCAUUACAACAAGUUGCUGAUCAACUUGAAGCACUCUGCAAGGCGGGUGGAUUCUCUCCCAGUAAACACAUUGACGGGUUGGAUCAUUCAUUGAUAUUUACGUCUAAGCCGGAGAGAGCACUAAUCAAAGAAAUAUACUCAACUUAUAAACCGGGUGCGGUACUUACAGUUGAUCUGGAAACCGUCAUCAGUAACCUAAUCAUUGAAUACACGCUUUCUAAAAUUGUCAAUAUGCCAAUUUACGCAGUACCGUGUUUCGGUGGUGACGAUAAUGAUACUUCAGUAGUGAUUAAUCAUGUGAUUGUAGGAUUCAGCAAACGUUUUCUGGUUUCCACGACUACUAUUGAUGGUCCGUAG